GGCGGCGGCCGUAGCCCGAUGGGCCGGGGAGGCCGCGCUCCGCGAACAAAAGGCGGUGGCGGCGACGCGAGUGGGGCCGGAGCGGCAGCGGAUCGGGGUAGAGCGGCCGAGCGGGGCCCAGACUAGGUAGCCAUGUCAGCCAAAGCCAUCUCUGAGCAGACGGGGAAGGAGUUCUUGUACAAGUACAUCUGCACGUCCUCUGCCAUCCAGAACCGCUUCAAGUAUGCCCGGGUCACCCCAGCCACGGACUGGGCACGGCUCACACAGGACCACCCAUGGCUCCUGAGCGAGCGUUUAGUGGUGAAGCCAGAUCAGCUCAUCAAGAGACGUGGGAAGCUUGGACUGGUUGGGAUUAAUCUCACUCUGGAUCAGGUGAAGGCUUGGCUCAAGCAGCGCCUGGGCCAGGAAACCACGAUUGCUAAUGCGAAGGGAAUCCUAAAGAACUUUCUGAUUGAACCCUUCGUCCCUCACAAACAGGAGGAAGAGUUCUACGUAUGCAUAUACGCUGCCCGUGAGGGAGACUACGUGCUCUUCCACCAUGAAGGGGGUGUGGAUGUGGGAGAUGUGGAUGCCAAAGCUCAGAAGCUGCUCGUGGCAGUGGAUGAGAAGCUCAGUGAAUCGGAUGUGAAGAAGCAUCUCCUGCAGCAUGCACCAGCUGACAAGAAGGACAUCUUGGCCAGCUUCAUCUGUGGCCUGUUCAACCUUUAUGAAGAUCUGUAUUUUACGUACCUUGAGAUCAAUCCAUUAGUGGUGACUAAGGAUGGUGUUUACAUCCUUGAUUUGGCUGCGAAGAUUGACGCGACGGCUGACUACAUCUGCAAAGUGAAGUGGGGGGAUGUGGAGUUCCCCCCUCCUUUUGGCAGGGAAGCUUACCCUGAGGAAGCCUACAUUGCUGACCUGGAUGCCAAGAGUGGGGCCAGCCUGAAGCUUACGAUCCUGAACCCCAAAGGCAGGAUCUGGACCAUGGUGGCUGGUGGUGGUGCUUCAGUGGUGUACAGUGACACCAUUUGUGACCUGGGGGGUGUGAAUGAACUGGCGAACUACGGGGAAUAUUCAGGGGCCCCGAGCGAGCAGCAGACCUACGACUACGCUAAAACCAUCCUCUCCCUCAUGACCCGAGAGAAGCACCCAGAAGGAAAGAUCCUGAUUAUUGGAGGCAGCAUUGCAAACUUCACCAAUGUAGCAGCCACCUUUAAAGGCAUUGUGAGAGCAAUUAAGGAUUACCAAGGCCCUCUGAAGGAGCAUGAGGUGAGGAUCUUUGUACGAAGAGGAGGCCCAAACUACCAGGAAGGGUUACGUGUCAUGGGAGAAGUUGGGAAGACCACGGGGAUCCCCAUCCAUGUCUUUGGCACGGAGACCCACAUGACUGCGAUCGUGGGCAUGGCGCUGGGCCACCGGCCGAUCCCCAACCAGCCGCCCGCCGCAGCCCACACCGCCAACUUCCUCCUCAACGCCAGCGGCAGCCCCUCGACUCCAGCACCGAGCAGAACUGCCUCUUUCUCCGAGUCCAAACCAGAUGGUAUUGCUCCAGCUAAGAAGGCAAAACCAACAGCACCUCUUGAUUCAGUUCCAGCCUCGAAACCUGGUUCAGGUAAAGCCACAACACUGUUCAGCCGCCACACCAAAGCGAUUGUGUGGGGGAUGCAGACCCGGGCUGUCCAAGGAAUGCUGGACUUUGAUUACAUUUGCUCCCGGGAUGAGCCCUCAGUGGCUGCCAUGGUUUAUCCGUUCACUGGUGACCACAGGCAGAAGUUCUACUGGGGCCACAAAGAAAUCCUGAUCCCAGUCUACAAGAACAUGGCAGAUGCCAUGAGGAAGCACCCAGAGGUGGACGUUCUCAUCAACUUUGCGUCUCUGCGCUCUGCCUAUGACAGCACUGUGGAAACCAUGAAUUAUCCCCAGAUCCGCACCAUUGCCAUUAUUGCCGAGGGCAUUCCAGAGGCCCUGACGCGCAAACUGAUCAAGGCAGCUGAUAAAAAGGGAGUCACCAUCAUUGGGCCUGCAACUGUUGGUGGGAUCAAGCCGGGUUGCUUUAAAAUAGGCAACACAGGAGGCAUGCUGGAUAACAUCUUGGCAUCGAAGCUGUACCGUCCUGGCAGCGUGGCCUAUGUGUCCCGCUCUGGAGGGAUGUCCAAUGAGCUCAACAACAUCAUCUCCCGAACCACCGAUGGGGUCUAUGAGGGGGUGGCCAUCGGAGGAGACAGAUAUCCUGGUUCAACUUUUAUGGAUCAUGUCCUGCGUUAUCAGGAUACUGCAGGAGUGAAGAUGAUUGUAGUACUGGGGGAGAUUGGAGGCACAGAAGAGUACAAGAUCUGCAGGGGCAUUAAAGAAGGCCGGAUCACCAAGCCAGUGGUGUGCUGGUGCAUUGGUACCUGUGCCACCAUGUUCUCCUCAGAGGUGCAGUUUGGCCAUGCAGGAGCUUGUGCCAACCAAGCCUCCGAAACUGCUGUAGCAAAGAAUCAAGCCUUGAAGGAAGCUGGAGUGUUUGUUCCCCGGAGUUUCGAUGAGCUGGGAGAGGUCAUUCAGUCUGUGUACCAGGAUCUUGUGGCCAAAAGAGUGAUUGAACCAGCUGAGGAAGUGCCUCCUCCAACUGUGCCAAUGGAUUACUCAUGGGCAAGGGAGCUGGGACUGAUUCGCAAACCAGCUUCCUUCAUGACCAGCAUCUGUGACGAGCGAGGACAGGAGCUGAUCUAUGCUGGGAUGCCCAUCACUGAGGUCUUCAAAGAGGAGAUGGGAAUUGGAGGGGUUCUAGGCCUGCUCUGGUUUCAGAGGAGGUUACCCAGGUACGCCUGCCAGUUCAUCGAGAUGUGCCUGAUGGUGACAGCAGACCAUGGGCCGGCCGUGUCUGGCGCCCACAACACCAUCGUCUGUGCCAGGGCUGGCAAAGAUCUGGUCUCAAGCCUCACUUCAGGCCUUCUUACUAUUGGUGACCGGUUUGGGGGAGCACUGGAUGCCGCGGCCAAAAUGUUCAGCAAAGCUUUUGACAGCGGGAUUAUCCCCAUGGAGUUUGUGAAUAAGAUGAAGAAAGAAGGGAAGCUGAUCAUGGGCAUUGGACACCGAGUGAAAUCAAUAAACAACCCUGACAUGAGAGUUCAGAUUCUCAAGGACUACGUGAAGCAGCACUUCCCAGCCACUCCGCUGCUGGACUACGCACUUGAAGUAGAAAAAAUCACAACUUCCAAGAAACCAAACCUUAUCCUGAAUGUAGAUGGCUUUAUUGGAGUGGCCUUUGUUGACGUGCUCAGGAAUUGUGGCUCUUUCACACGGGAAGAAGCAGAUGAAUAUAUUGAUAUAGGAGCUCUCAAUGGCAUUUUUGUACUGGGCAGGAGUAUGGGAUUCAUUGGACACUACCUGGACCAGAAGAGAUUGAAGCAGGGUCUGUACCGUCACCCCUGGGAUGACAUAUCCUAUGUCCUACCGGAGCACAUGACCAUGUGAGAGGCUGGUGUUGCCUUGGAAUGCACGAGGACAGAAGCCUGUCCAGGGGUCAGCCACGGUGGGACUGUGAUGUAUAAAGACCGUCAUUGGGACAGAGAUGUUGAGCUGCCUGGUCAAACUGUGCAAAGUGACUGUUUUAUAAGGAUAGAAACUUACUCUAAUAAAACCAAAACUUGUGCUAUUCCCUCUGUUACCUGCUGUAUUUAAUACUGUCUCUCACCUUUUUUUUUUUUUUUUUUCCCCUGUUCUCAUUUUGUUUCCAGAAGAGAUUUAGGGUUUGGGGGGUAGAGUUUGGCUCAUAGGUACGCCUUACUGAACAUAACUCUGGUACCAAGCUGUACCUUUCCCAUGAGGGGAACGUGCCUGUCAUUCCCAUAAGCCAUGACUUUGGAUUUUUUUGUUGUUGGUUGUUUUUCAAUUUGUUUAUCAUGUUCUUAUCCUUGGUCUGACUGUACCUGAACCCUGGGACCACUGCUGAUGUAUAACCAAUGUUACUCAAGCUGGUGUAGUAAUUUAAAGUGUAAAGUUGUAACAUACUGCUGUGAAAACUGUGAAAUCCCUGUACUCAAGUGUCUGUAUUUAUGCAAAAAUUUCCUUUACUCUGACUGCUGCUCUGUGCACUGUCACUCAUGUUAUCUGAAAAAAUAUCUCAGUAAUAAUUUCAGUGUCCUCCUUGUCUGUGUAUUGUAACCAAACUCAAAUAAAUACACAUUACUAAUUUA
Molecule: messenger RNA, 4160 nt
Organism: Corvus hawaiiensis (hawaiian crow)
Lineage: Eukaryota; Metazoa; Chordata; Aves; Passeriformes; Corvidae
Gene: ACLY
Product: ATP citrate lyase
Exons: 29
Coding region: 133-3438 (1101 amino acids)
Biological process (GO): acetyl-CoA biosynthetic process; tricarboxylic acid cycle; fatty acid biosynthetic process
Cellular component (GO): cytosol
Molecular function (GO): ATP citrate synthase activity
Source: RefSeq, a predicted model, not a curated record